GCAUGCUUACUGUUAUUUUGUAGUAGCAGUUGUUGUGUUUUGAAAAUAAGCUAUUAGGUUUGUUGUUGUAUAUGUAUGCAUAUACAUUAUAGUCUAAAGUGUGUGUUAAAUACUCUGAGAGCUAUUGCAAAAAAAUUUAUGACCGACUAGGAGACUCACGUGAUCCAAGUUUUAUACCUUUGAAAAUUGCUAAAAUUAAUGAUAUUCAUUGGCCAAAUACAUUGUCAUAUAUUCACCUCUCCACUAGUGGAAUCACAAUCUCACAUCACAUCUUAUAGAUGCUUGUGAGAUUAAGGAUUUAUAUAGUUUAUAAGACAACAAUUCAAAAUGACAAGCCAGUUACUAAUUACUCACCCACACAGAUCAGUGAGCACAAUGAUGAUCAACAAAAAGUUAUAUUGACUAUCAGGGAUCUGGUAGAUAUUGUACGAGUGUUAAAAGAUGGUCACUUUCAAACUAUCAAAUGGUUUGAUCUUGGUCUCUACUUGGGUCUGAUUCAUGAUGAUCUGAAGAUUAUUGAGGAUAACUAUCCACGAGAUGCUAAGCAAUGUCUCAGAGAAUGUUUAGCAUUAUGGCUUAAAAAUGACAUUGAAGCAACAUGGAACAAACUAGCUAUUGCUGUUGGUGAAGUAUAGGAGAGACAUCAGUUGCUGAUUAUAUAGUUUCAUUUCCUUGAGAGGUCCAAUAGUGCUAAGAUGACGUUAAGUAGAGCAAGAGAACUGUUGAAGUAAUCAUUAAUGAAUAUACUGAUUGACACUGAUACACACUGAUUCAUACUUGAUUCACACUGAUUCUAUAUUGAUUCCUAGUUUGAGCAGCUAUAGUCCAAUAUAGAAUUAAUCUGUAUUGUUAUUAACUUAAUUGUAUUGUAUUGACUGUAAUAAGAUACUGUACACUGGCCCCUAGUAUAUGGCCAGUGUCAUACUGAUCCAGCAAAA
Molecule: messenger RNA, 938 nt
Organism: Amphimedon queenslandica
Lineage: Eukaryota; Metazoa; Porifera; Demospongiae; Haplosclerida; Niphatidae
Exons: 4
Coding region: 279-635 (118 amino acids)
Biological process (GO): signal transduction
Molecular function (GO): protein binding
Source: RefSeq, a predicted model, not a curated record